Astyanax mexicanus (Mexican tetra) is the source of this 1159-nucleotide messenger RNA. RefSeq names its product ferritin, heavy polypeptide 1a (gene fth1a). Gene Ontology annotation, biological process: intracellular iron ion homeostasis; iron ion transport. The transcript has 5 exons. Bases 340 to 873 code for a protein of 177 amino acids. Lineage: Eukaryota; Metazoa; Chordata; Actinopteri; Characiformes; Acestrorhamphidae. Gene Ontology annotation, molecular function: ferric iron binding; ferrous iron binding. Gene Ontology annotation, cellular component: cytoplasm. The record is from RefSeq and is a predicted model, not a curated record.
UGAGUUUGCGAUAUAAAGGUUGCUACGCCACACGUUUCAAUGUCACAGCGGUAUUUGUUUUCUUAGGACGGAGUGAAGGUUACCUGCUUCAACAGUGCUUGAACGGCAACCAACCCUCUGUCUCUUAACACACUUUAAUCCACUGUCAUAUUCAUUAUUUUUAUUCUCGGUAAUUUAUCCUGGAGUGAUCUAUUUAGCCGUAAUCUGAGAGUCCAGCUCGCCACGUUGGUGUUUAACUAGCUGUUAUCUCUGCUGAGAGACUCUGCGACGAAAUCGUCCGCUUUACACGAAUAAUACUCAAGUUUAAUCUUCGGACAGACAACCAGAAAACCGAGCAUAAUGAGCUCCCAAGUGAGACAGAAUUUCCAUCAGGACUGUGAGGCCGCCAUCAACCGGCAGAUUAACCUAGAGCUGUACGCUUCCUAUGUCUACCUGUCCAUGUCCUACUACUUUGACAGGGAUGACCAAGCUUUGCCCAACUUCGCAAAGUUUUUCCACAAGCAGUCUCAUGAGGAGCGAGAGCAUGCUGAGAAACUGAUGAAACUUCAGAACCAGAGGGGAGGAAGGAUCUUCCUGCAGGACAUCAGGAAACCAGAGCGUGACGAGUGGGGCAGUGGUGUAGAGGCCUUGGAGUGUGCCCUGCAGCUGGAGAAAAGCGUCAACCAGUCUCUGCUGGACCUGCACAAGGUCGCCUCUGAACGCAACGAUCCUCAUAUGUGCGACUUCAUUGAGACACACUACCUGGACGAACAGGUGAAGUCCAUCAAGGAGCUGGCCGACUGGGUGUCCAACCUGCGCCGCAUGGGUGCUCCUCAGAACGGCAUGGCCGAAUACCUGUUUGAUAAGCACACACUGGGCAAAGAGAGCAGUUAAAGCUCCCGUCCCUAUCUCCCCUAGCCGCCUGCUUACCUUCCUCAAUCCCUCCUUAUUCCAUCCAGCAGCUUUUUCUGUCUGGCUGGUCCACCUGUUCAGACAAUUGUACUUGUUGAAAAGCUUUCUUCUAUAUUCCUGCCUCAAUACUAUACUUCCCACAAGCCAUUGCCUGCUUGCCUCGUAGGCUCGUCCUUCACUUUGCCUGUGUGUGCUGUGUGUCUUUUUAUUAUGGAAGUUAUUACAAUUAUAACCAAAUAAAAUGGAAACCUCUGGAUUCUGGAAAAAA